CGGGGAGCUGCGUCUUCCUUCCAGAAACGAGCCAUAGUGCAGAUGGCAUCUUCGCAAGAUGUGCAACAAGCGGCCUUUCUGAAUCCUGCACCCUUGGGCUUGCUUCGGAUAUGGCACUUUGCUGGCCCCUCCAGCUGUUGCAAAGCACGGCUGUUGACAUCGGCCUCGGAGCUGCCGAAGCCGGAUGCUGCCUGGUGGCCGGACCUGGCGAGAGGUCAUCUUGUCGCACAGCUCCGCUCGAGUGAAGCCUUCUUGGCACUCGACCGGGCCUGGGCAUUGCUGCACCUGCGCCCGGAACAAGCGAAUGCCGCCACACCUGAAGGAAAACCAAUGACCUUGGCAGUGAAGAAAGGCUGCCGCGGGGUCGCGGAGCUCUUGCGGAGUCAGGGUGCAGUGCUGAAUCCAGGAGCCGCCAAUGCCUUACUCCAUGAGGCAGCGUCCACAGGCAACUUGAAGUGCUUGGAGCUUUUGCUGCUGGAUUCCACUGGCCGUGUUCGCUCCAACUGUUGGGCCUCACCCAAUGCGCGGCCCUCCAAGCACGGCGGCACUGCCUUGGACGCGGCAGAGGCCAAGGGCCACGAGGCCUGUGCUCAGCUGCUACGGAGCAUCGGUGGAAGACAUUCCAUCCAACGUUCAGCGGAGCUGGCGCUGCCCGACACGCUGCGCCAGUGGCUGCAGGAAGGUGCAGAUGUGGAGGAGCGCGAUGGCAGCGGUGCCACGCCGCUCUGGUUGACCGCCAAAGGCGUCAAGGGCACCGAGCAGCAACGCAGCGAGUGUAUUCAGCUGCUUCUGGGCGCACAAGCGACGGUGGACGCCUUGCCCAUCACGCAGGAGACACCACUGAUGGUUGCAGCUCAAAGAGGCUCUGUCGCCCAUUGCCAGCUGCUGUUGCAGGCCCGCGCGGAGGUGCACCGCAGCGACCGACGAAACCGAAGAGUCCUGGAGCAUGCGAAAGGGCCGCAGGUCAGGCAGCUACUGCAGUUGGCCGAGAUGGAUGAUCCAGGCGUGUCUUCCCGCGACGGCGACGGCGACGGACAGCGGGGCAACGCCGGUGCCGAUCUGACGAGCCUUCAGCUCAAGGAUCCCUUGUAUUCCGAACAGCUGUGGGCCGCGGCCGCGAUGAGACAGCCGCCGAGCACCUGUGUCGGCGGCCGAUCGCCGUGGGGCGCGCCAUCGCCCUGGGGCUAUUGGCAGUACCCCAACCCAUCGCCCUGGGGGCCUCUGAACGGUGGUGGAUGAGUCGGAGUCGGACAAACGUUGGAGAGAUCCGCUAGGUUAGAGGCUGCAGGAGGGGUAGGCUGGGAAAUGGUG
Molecule: messenger RNA, 1311 nt
Organism: Durusdinium trenchii
Lineage: Eukaryota; Dinophyceae; Suessiales; Symbiodiniaceae
Source: the annotation of a GenBank genome assembly